AAUUCCUCCAGGCUGUGUGAAAUUUUCCCAGAAACGAAGCCAUUUUCAUCUCCCAGGGAUCCCUGCUAUUUAGCCAAUUCUUAGGAAAUUUACUGCUUUGUCUGUGCUGCACAAUUCAUACAACGCACAUUUGAAAUACAAAAAGGGACCACUUCUAGAAGACAUCUACAAUUCUUGAGAUUGGUGCUCAUCUUUUUUUGCUCUAAUAUGGGGAACAUGGAUGGAAAGGCUGUGGAGGAACUGAGUGCUACCGAGUGUCACCAGUGGUACAAGAAGUUUAUGACAGAGUGUCCGUCAGGCCAGCUUACCCUACAUGAAUUCAAACAGUUUUUUGGCUUGAAAAACCUGAGCCCAUCAUCAAAUAAGUACAUUGAACAAAUGUUUGAGACAUUUGACUUUAACAAGGAUGGUUAUAUUGAUUUUAUGGAGUAUGUGGCAGCUCUAAGCCUGGUCUUGAAGGGGAAAGUGGAACAGAAGUUAAGGUGGUACUUCAAACUCUAUGAUGUGGAUGGAAAUGGCUGUAUUGACAGGGAUGAGUUACUAAACAUAAUCAAAGCAAUUCGCACUAUUAAUCCAUGUCAAGAAAUAAUGUCAGCUGAAGAGUUCACAAACAUGGUGUUUGAUAAAAUUGAUAUUAAUGGAGACGGUGAGCUGUCUCUGGAGGAGUUCAUGGAUGGUGUCCAGAAAGAUGAGUUUCUACUUGGCAUCCUCACCCGUAGUUUGGACCUGACACACAUUGUGCGAAUGAUCAAGCAUGAUGGGAAAAACCCUGAUGAAGAAGGAGCAUCAGCAGAGGCUGCAGAAUAGAUGGGAAAAGACUGGGGAAAAGUUUGUUUUAAGAAAAAAAGAUGACAAAAGUAAACAAAUGUAAUAUUGCAUAAAGAAAACAUUCAGGGAUGCAAAUGGGGCAGGAGUCCGGGAGAUUCUGUUUUUUAACAUCAUCUUAAAGAGUACAGGCUUCAAGAGUCUCUGUGUAAUUGAAGACUUCAAAAGCUGUUGUCAAAGUAUGGGAUUACAGUUACUAAUAUUAAAAAAAAAAGUCUUCAGAGUUGCCUGAGAAAUAGAAGCAACUGCUGGUGCUAUUGCUGAAGGGAAAUAUUAAACUUUAAAGGGAAAAAGAUACUUAGCUGGCAAGUCUCCUCAUAGGAUUGCCAACUCCGGGUUUGAAAAAUCCUAGAGAUUUUGGGGUAGUAGUUGGGGAUUGGUGGGGUUUAUGGAGGAUAUUUUUGGGAGAUCUUCAGAGCCCCGCCUGGAUGUUGGUGACCCUAUCCCAGAAUAUAGGCAAGAGGUCAGUUUUUGGGGAAAAAAACCCAACAACACUAAGGUUAGAUUUUCAACCAGUGUGAAUAAACCUUUUGAUGCCUCUGCUCUAGCUAAUUUGCAUUCCUCAUCAGUGUCACCACAAACAGCAUCAAUUUUUAGAAUGAGUCGGCACAGGGAUUCUUGUGGCACCAUUCAGAAAGGUACCUUUGUGUGGUGGCAUAAUAAUAAUAAUACUUGCACUGGUUAUAGUUAUCUUAUCUUUUCCUUUCUUUUCUUUUAAUGUCCAAUAUGUGCCUUUAAAUAUGUAGCAAAUAAUUGCAAGUAGUGUCUACAUGAGCCUGAAGUCUUUGUAUUGGGUUGUGUGGCCAAUUUUUAUUUGCUGGUCUACUGAGGUUUUUUCCUGAUUGUCUUGAUGCUGGUUGCAUAUAACUGUCAACUGCACUAUCCUAAAUCAAGAGGGGCAGCCCCAUCCGAACCAAAGGUGCCAGGCCAUGGUGCCACAAUCGCUCUGCCCUGCCACCUCCAAGAGGGCUUUUCAGCAAUGCUGGGAGGCAAUGAACAAAGAAAAUCUCCCUGCUGCUGAAAAGCUCCCACUGGGCUCAAUGGACUUAUGCCACAGGCCGCAGCUCUGCCACCACACCCCUGGGGGGAAUAACUGACUAGUGUAGGCUCCAUCCAUGGGAACACCCCUGCCAUGCCUCCACUGCACCAACAAUGCUGGCAGCAUCACAAGAGUGCUGAUGUGCAGUGCUGGGCACUGCAUCCAGAUGUUGUAGGUUGUGGCAGCAGCUGCCCACAGACAUUUCUACUCCUCCAUCAGGGUAAAUAUUUUGGGGAGGACAAUUUAACUGGUGCCAGCAUGCACUGCUCCAACAGCGCAAUUUGCCCCCACCCCUUUAGAUGUGAUUGCAAGUCUUCUACAAUAUAGUUAUAAUUUGAAGAUGUAGAAAAUUAUUCUUAAUUUUUAAUCUACAACUGCCCCACCAAGUAUGCUCUAUAAACCAAAAAUACAAAUUAGGACAUAAAAACAGCACUCCAGACAACUGUACUGGAUCUUCAUGAUAUAUACAUAUGGUACACAGAUCCCAUGUGUACAUUCAAUGAGACCCUUGUACCUGAUGGCCACUCAAACAACACCUUCAUAUUAAGUUUGAUUCCUGUUUGCUGUGUGCCACUUUUUAAAGAACCUAGAUUAGAAAUCUAGGACCAGGACUUUAUCUUCAGGGUGAGGUGAGCUGCACAGAACAACUCUCCUCAGUUGGACAUCAGAAGCCAUUGCAAGAAGGGAGGGGAGGCUGCUUCAAACCCUGAGUACUUCCCAUUUCCCCCCAAAAAAGCAAUUUGAAUGAUCCCCAAAGAUUUAUAGAUCAUCCUCUGAGAGUCUAUGUGGGCCCCAUUAAGAAUACUGAACUAGAAAAACUGAGAAUUUUUGUCUCAAGUGCUUUAUGAUUUGGAUAUCCACAAUCGGCACAAAUGAAAAAAAAGAUAGUUAUUCAUACCUCCUACAUUCUUCUCUGACAAGUGAUUUACUGAAAGACAAUGGGUUUUAAAAAUAUGUUUAAUGACUGUUCUGUUGUCAUAUUAAUGAAACACCAGCAAAACUUCCUAUGGCUGAAAAAGGACAUAUUUUACAAAAGUUACAAUUCUAGUUUCUAAAACUUUGCUACAUCUUUACAUUAUCAAGGUGGACAAAUAUUUUAAAGCUCAUAAUGACUUAUCAAUAGAACUCUGGACCAAAAAUGGAACGUACAGUUCUUCACACAAAGAUAUUUAAUACAACAAAAAUGUCAUUUUAUAAAAAUUCAAAGACAUGUGCAACAUCGUCUGUCUGUUCCACGUAUGACAUAUUUGAUUGAUGUUGGAAGCUCAGUGACACGUGGCUGCCACAUAUUGCUGGAACUCUGAAAUGUUGUCUAGUAAUCCCUAACUCUCUGUUCCCUCCCACUAUCCCCACUGCACUGUGCCCAUUUUUAUUAGUGAUGAUGGAUUUUUUUUUAUUCUGAUGAGAAUAGCCAGCAGAUAUGAGAAUCCUGAAAUACAGAAAGUACGGUAAUAAUUUGCUUGGCUUUCAAUUAAUUUACAUUUUACGAGUUCUCUGGUUCUCUGUAUAUAUUUCUGUUCAAAUGUAAAAUUUUAUGUUUUAUACUUUGGAUCUAACCAAUGUAUUGAAAAAAAAACUAUAUUAAAGAUAGUAUUUUGCA
Molecule: messenger RNA, 3464 nt
Organism: Sphaerodactylus townsendi
Lineage: Eukaryota; Metazoa; Chordata; Lepidosauria; Squamata; Sphaerodactylidae
Gene: GUCA1A
Product: guanylate cyclase activator 1A
Exons: 4
Coding region: 208-807 (199 amino acids)
Biological process (GO): visual perception; positive regulation of guanylate cyclase activity
Cellular component (GO): photoreceptor inner segment; cone photoreceptor outer segment
Molecular function (GO): calcium ion binding; calcium sensitive guanylate cyclase activator activity
Source: RefSeq, a predicted model, not a curated record